GACAAGGUGGUCUUCUCACAUUACGUGCCUAAAACAAGGUUUGCGUAAGAUAGAACAACUUGUCACUGAUAAGAAACUACAUUCCGAUGUUCUGUUCGAAGCAUAACUAAAUUUUCGAUUCAAAUUUGGAUAUAUUUUCUACGAUAUAUAGGCAUUGGUUCAUUUCAGAUUGGAAGAAGCCAGCUAUGGACAAAUUACUGGUGGUGUUAGUGUUACUUGAAAGUUUCUGCCUGACGUAUGCCAUCGACUGCUAUAACUGUACGGGGAUAACGAAUGUCUCAGAUUGUCAUCAUGUUGAAUUUUGUCCAAACACACAGUAUUGUUUUAUUCAAAGCAAUGGAUCUGGAAGUAAUAGAACGUACACAUUGGGCUGCGCCACGAAAUCAAGUUGUGGUUUCACCACUUCAACAUCUGCAACAACGGUUGCUAUGCCAAGUCACAGGACUACGUCACCAAUGUCCCUAAGUACAAACAUAUCAGCAAAAACGACAACAACAGAACUGCCUCCACAAACAACAGAAUCAUCGCCACAAACAACAGAAUCACUAACACAAACAACAGACGCAAAAACAACAGCAACGAACACAAAUACAACAUCAACAUCGCAAGGGCCGGCAUCAUUAGUGGGACGACGCGAAUUGUUAUACGGAGAGAAUUAUUACAUACAAGACGAUGCCGAUAGCAACAUAGACUGCUGUGAUACCGAUACAUGUAAUAAACAUCUACAUGAGUCUACUAGUAAACCGAUUGUCACACCUACUCUACCGGAUACUGGUUGUCACGACAAGGCUGGCUUUGACUGUGACAUUGCUAUGAAUCUUUUCGACGUUUGCAACGACAUACAGAAAGCAAAAAUAGUAUGCAAGAAAUCAUGCAACAUAUGUGAUCUUGUUGAUGGUAAGUGGUCAGAAUGGGGAAACUGGAGUAGUUGUGACGUCACUUGCGGAAAUGGUACCAGAGAACGCAUGCGUACAUGUGAUGAUCCGGAACCGGCAUAUGGUGGUGAUAAUUGCACUGGGUCUGACAUGGAGACAGAACUCUGUACCGAGCAAAAUUGUCCAAUCGAUGGUACCUGGGCAAACUGGAUGUCUUGGACCGACUGCAGUGUCACAUGUGGUAUUGGGCUUCAAAAGCGGAUUCGAAACUGUUCGAAUCCGUAUCCAGAAGCUGACGGUUUGUUUUGCCUUGGUACAUCCAGUGAUGAGAAAAUUUGUUUAAAAACGUGUCAUGAUGAUGCAUGGCUUGAAUGGUCCGGCUGGAGCAAGUGCAGUCAUUCUUGUGACUUUGGUUUAAUGACUCGAGUUCGGAACUGCAAUACUACGUCAUUGUUUGGACAUUCUUGUCCCGGAGACGCUCACGAAACCAAGCUGUGUAAAGACAGCGAAUGUCCAGCGAAAUUUGGGGAAUGGUUAGAGUGGUCUCCCUGGAGCGAAUGUAGCCGCACCUGUGGUACUGGGAUGAAGACCAGAGCCAGAGAAUGUAACAUAACAUCGAGUGCUUGUUAUGGCGAUCUACACGAAUCAGAUCUGUGUGUGGCAAAAGAAUGUCCAAACCCUGUUUCUGCUUUCCUUGUCAAUGGAGUAGCAAAAGAGGGACCAGAAAACGGCACUAUAAUCUUCUCACGUGUCAUUACCAAUGUUGGAGGUGAUUACAAUGCAACCACCGGACGGUUUACUUGCAGGAUACCCGGGGUUUAUUCUUUCUUCGUCAGCAUCGAAAAACAGCUAGACGUGAACCAAGCCUACUGUCAGCUUAUAAAGAAUGAUACCCCAACUAUCUAUGUUGGGUCAAGGUCGUCAUUUGUUAAUGGUGACCAUUAUCAACAGGCUAGCAAUUCCGCAGUCCUUGAACUAGCCGCUGAUGACGUCAUCUACCUCGGCAUGUGCUCGGAUGCAAAAACAUUUACCGCAAAAUCAACGUUUAGUGGAUCUCUUCUAGUUGCUGAAGCAGGCGACAACAAACAGUGAAUAGAAUAUAUGUUAAGUCUGUAUCAGCUAUGGGAAAGAAAUAUCUUACCUCAAAACCCGGUGGCAAAUAACAAUGUGUUUGAGAUAGUGACUUCUUUCAUUUGUUGUACAUAUCUUGUAUUUGUCGCCGUAUUUGUCCAGUUGUUUUUUCAUGUUUGUCUGUAAAAUAAAGAUAGUAUGACAAAACUAUAGUAUUAAGUGUAGAAUUAUUAUAGAUUUACUGGCGCUAAGAUGACGGUCGAUCAACUCGACGAUUGUGGGUUUGAGCACUACCACUCAUGACAUCUAUACUGGUUUCUAAAGAAAAAGACUUUGUAGGAUUACAAA
Mercenaria mercenaria is the source of this 2294-nucleotide messenger RNA. Its product is annotated as thrombospondin-2-like. Gene Ontology annotation, molecular function: protein binding. The record is from RefSeq and is a predicted model, not a curated record. The transcript is spliced from 12 exons. The coding region runs from base 186 to 1967 and encodes 593 amino acids. NCBI's taxonomy places the organism in Eukaryota, Metazoa, Mollusca, Bivalvia, Venerida, Veneridae.